This is a messenger RNA of Cantharellus anzutake, 2377 nucleotides long. RefSeq names its product malate synthase. The transcript has 9 exons. NCBI's taxonomy places the organism in Eukaryota, Fungi, Basidiomycota, Agaricomycetes, Cantharellales, Hydnaceae. Bases 395 to 2044 code for a protein of 549 amino acids. The record is from RefSeq and is a predicted model, not a curated record. Gene Ontology annotation, cellular component: cytoplasm; peroxisomal matrix. Gene Ontology annotation, biological process: glyoxylate cycle. Gene Ontology annotation, molecular function: malate synthase activity.
AGUGACAUCACUCGUUUUUUGCGAUUCCACUGAGCCUUCCACUGAGUCAAGACCGAAAAAACUUUAACGUCUGGCCUUGUGAUGUUAUAGGAACGGGUUGCUCAAGCACGCAACCCAACGUAGCACUAUAUAGUAGCUGGAUCUCAUUUGGGUAUUUCAUGUGACAACUUGGUCCUCUAGAAGCUCUUCUCGCGUUCAGCAUACUCAGGUUCAAUUUUCAAUUUGGGUCCCAUAAUCUGUGGCCGUAUAAUAACUCUCCCCGUGAAAAUGGAGAGCCCGGGCUAUACUUAAGGCGGAUCAUUCUCCGUUUCUCAAACUCGAUCUCUCUCUCCUCCUUGCCCUCGCUCUCACUGGAGUCCAGUCUGAGACUCCUUAAACUAAUUCGUACCUCAAUAUGUCGUUCCCUCAAGUGAAGGGCGUUACUUACCAUGGUCCAAAACUUACACCUGCUCAGGCGGUGAUCCUCACUGAACCCGCGAUCAAGUUCGUGGCUGCCCUUCAUAGGACGUUCAAUCCUACCCGAUUGGCGCUCCUGCACGCCCGUCAAGCCUUCCAAAAGCGUCUUGACACACUCUCAUCUCCAUCCCCUUUGACUUUCACCUUCCCACCCGAAACUGCGCACAUUCGAAAUGACCCUACGUGGAUCUGUGCGCCCCCUGCCAAGGGGUUGGAAGAUAGAAGGGUUGAGAUUACUGGGGGUGUCGGAGAGAGGAAAAUGGUCGUUAAUGCGUUGAAUUGCGGAGCGAAGACGUUCAUGGCUGAUUUUGAGGAUGCCAACUCUCCGACCUUUGCGAAUUUGGUCAAUGGACAAGUGAACCUACGAGAUGCUGUUCGUCGUCAGAUCGAUUUCGAGUCGGGUGGGAAGAAAUACAAGCUUGUUGAGAAUCCGGCCGUUUUGAUUGUCAGGCCUCGCGGAUGGCAUCUGGAGGAAACUCGGAUCCGAAUCGAUAACAAACUCCUAUCUGGAUCCAUAUUCGAUUUUGCACUUUAUUUCUAUCAUAAUGCCAAAUAUCUCCUCGCUCAUGAAUCCGGACCCUACUUCUACCUCCCAAAAAUGGAGCACUACCUCGAAGCGCGCCUGUGGUCCGACAUAUUCUACUUUUCUCAAUCAUACAUUGGUAUACCUGUUGGGAGCAUUCGAGCGACGGUGUUGAUCGAGACAUUACCGGCGGCGUUCAUGAUGGAAGAGAUCUUGUGGGAAUUGAGGGUUCACUCGAGUGGGUUGAAUUGUGGAAGGUGGGAUUAUAUUUUCAGUUUCAUCAAGAGGAGAAGGGCGGAGGGUGGGAACGCUAUUUUGCCGGACAGGAAGGAUGUGACGAUGGAAGUUGGGUUCAUGGAUGCGUAUGUAAGGUUAUUGAUUAAGACGUGCCAUAAGCGAAAAGUAGCAGCGAUGGGCGGGAUGUCAGCCCAGAUACCGAUCAAGAACGACUCAGCCGCUAACGAACUCGCCAUGUCUAAAGUCCGAGCGGAUAAACUUCGAGAAGUGAGAGCUGGACAUGAUGGAACGUGGAUUGCGCACCCCUUGAUUAGGGUGAUUGCACAAGAUGUGUUCGAUGCGCAUAUGCUGGGACCAAACCAGUAUCAUGUGUUGAGGAACGAGGUUGUGGUUAGGGAGGAAGAAUUGUUGAAUGGGGAUGUGAAAGGAGGGAGGAUCACGGAGGAAGGUGUAAAGGGCAACGUUUUUGCGGCUCUGGCGUAUUGCGCUGCUUGGGUGACAGGGAAUGGAUGUAUCCCUAUCAACGGUCUUAUGGAGGAUGCGGCGACCGCCGAAAUUGCCCGCGUUCAACUCUGGCAAUGGGUUUAUCACGGUGCUCUCCUCGACACCGGCGAACCCGUUACGAAAGCGCUCGUGGAAAAGCACAUCGCUGAGUAUAUCCCCUCCGUGCUGAAGAUUGGAGGUGUGAAGCAGUACCAUGUGGAUAUCGCUGCGAGGUAUUUGUCGGGUGAAGUCGAGAAGGGGGAGAGGAAGGAGUACCCAAGUGAAUUCCUGACGAGCGAUUUGAUGAAGUAUUUGGAUGCGGAGUUUACGGGAGCGAAGUUGUGAGUACUAUGGUGGAUGGGUGGUAUAUAUGUGUGUGGUAGGAGAAGUCCUGGAGAAUGAGGCUUUUCGAUUCCUUUUUUGUUCUGACCGGUUCGUCUUCGGUCGUCCUUCAUGUUUAGCAGGAUUUCUCCCGUCUGCAUCCUUUCCCGCUUCGCCUUACGGCCCUCACCGCGUAUUCUGAUAAUGUUCGUUUCGACCCUUCUUUUUUUUUUGCCGUGGCACCCUAUAUGUUGGUUCGACGUCGCCGACCCCGUUAAGAUUUCGCGGCCCUUUUCUCUCUCCUCUACGUGUAAAUUCGCAGCGUAGUUAUGUUCUGGUACAUCUGCUUGUAUACAU